Messenger RNA from Ostertagia ostertagi, 348 nucleotides. NCBI's taxonomy places the organism in Eukaryota, Metazoa, Nematoda, Chromadorea, Rhabditida, Trichostrongylidae. The record is from the annotation of a GenBank genome assembly.
AUGGCAAAUUAUCAGGCUUCUCUACUGGAGAUGGAGCAGUUAACGGAGAAGUUGAGUAGGAUGGAGGAGGCCAUGGCUCAAAUAGCGGCCAUAAUCCAGAGGAUGACAACACAGGGUCCACCAGUGGUGCCAGCUGCAAAGCCCAAGCAGUUCGAAAGAAAACAGUUCCGCAAAGAAGAACCUGUGAAUCCAAGAAGAAACGCUCCAGAUCAAGAUCAAGGCGGUAUAAUUUAUGCCUACGUCAGUGAAAGCGAGGUAGCUGCGCUGGCUACAGUAAAUGCACAGAAUAUGAACCAGUUCGUACUCGAAUGGAAACGCGGUCCUACAAAAGAUCGCACUGGGGCGUAG